Molecule: messenger RNA, 950 nt
Organism: Salvia hispanica
Lineage: Eukaryota; Viridiplantae; Streptophyta; Magnoliopsida; Lamiales; Lamiaceae
Product: Transport protein particle (TRAPP) component
Biological process (GO): endoplasmic reticulum to Golgi vesicle-mediated transport
Cellular component (GO): TRAPPIII protein complex; TRAPPII protein complex; TRAPPI protein complex
Source: RefSeq, a predicted model, not a curated record
GGAAAAAAAAGACAGAGAGAAAUCGAAACGCUGUCGUCUAAACCCAGUCGCAACUGCUGCAAGCCUGCAACGCAAACUCUCAGUCGACACUGCGAAAUUGCAUAAUAGUUGGAGGGAGAAAUGAUAGGGGUUGGCAAAGCGAAGCAAUAUGCAAACGUGCUAGAUAGACCCAUUGGUAAAGGCAAACAAGAGGUCAGUUUGAGUGCGUUCGCCUUCUUGUUUUCGGAGCUCGUUCAGUACAAUCAGAUUCAAGUUGACAACAUAGCAGAGUUAGAAAGAAGGUUAGAGGAUGCCGGAUAUGCUGUUGGAGCCAGGGUUCUGGAACUGCUUUGUCAUAGGGAAAAGGGUAACAGGAGGGAGACACGGCUAUUGGGUAUUCUGUCUUUCAUACACAGCACAGUAUGGAAAGUGUUGUUUGCAAAGGUUGCUGACUCUCUUGAGAAAGGUACCGAGCAUGAGGAUGAGUACAUGAUCAGUGAGAAGGAGCUUCUUGUCAACAGAUUUAUUUCAGUUCCCAAAGAUAUGGGCGCCUUUAACUGCGGAGCAUUUGUUGCUGGAAUUGUGAGGGGGGUCUUGGAUAACGCCGGUUUUCCGGCUGUUGUAACAGCUCAUUUUGUACCUGUGGAUGGGCAGCACCGGCCCAGGACAACUAUUUUGAUUAAAUUUGCUGAAGAGGUACUGCAACGAGAAGCAAGAUUGGGUUAACAGAAGGGAAAAUUGGAGCAAUUGCUUUGGUAUGUUGACAUAUUUGCAAGCAUCUCGAGAAAUUCGUUUAUAAGAUAGGUGCAUGUUGAGAUGAUUGGCUAAGUUGAUGAUGUUACUUGUGAAGUUGCCGAGGGAUUUUCAUUACCAUUAACUUACAAUAUGAUUGUUUUAUGUUUAAAGACAAUGCUUUACUUGGAAUUUCAAGACAGCUACUUACAAAUCUUGUUGAGAAUUCCUAAACUUCA